AUGUGGCCUGGAAGGGUACGGAGUGGGCAGGGGGGAACAUGCAAGAGGUGUGGCAUGGCAUGGCUGUGCACCAUAAAUGGCUUUUUACCAUACCUGGCCUUUCACCAUACCUGGCAUUUCACCAUACCUGGCUUUUCACCAUACCUGGCUGUGCACCAUACCUGGCUGGGCACCAUACCUGGCUGUGCACCAUACCUGGCUGUGCACCAUACCUGGCUGGGCACCAUACCUGGCUGGGCACCAUACCUGGCUGGGCACCAUACCUGGCUGUGCACCAUACCUGGCUGUGCACAAUACCUGGCUGGGCACCAUACCUGGCUGGGCACCAUACCUGGCUGGGCACCAUACCUGGCUGCGCACCAUACCUGGCUGUGCACCAUACCUGGCUGUGCACCAUACCUGGCUGUGCACCAUACCUGGCUGGGCACCAUACCUGGCUGGGCACCAUACCUGGCUGUGCACCAUACCUGGCUGUGCACCAUACCUGGCUGUGCACCAUACCUGGCUGGGCACCAUACCUGGCUGGGCACCAUACCUGGCUGGGCACCAUACCUGGCUGCGCACCAUACCUGGCUGUGCACCAUACCUGGCUGUGCACCAUACCUGGCUGUGCACCAUACCUGGCUGGGCACCAUACCUGGCUGGGCACCAUACCUGGCUGGGCACCAUACCUGGCUGUGCACCAUACCUGGCUGGGCACCAUACCUGGCUGGGCACCAUACCUGGCUGGGCACCAUACCUGGCUGUGCGCCAUACCUGGCUGUGCGCCAUACCUGGCUGGGCGCCAUACCUGGCUGCGCGUUGACGCAGCACCAGAUGCCCACGUACUGCCGCACGCGCCAUCUGAACUUCCUCUCCAUCGCCUGCCCACCCAGCAACGCAUAG
Messenger RNA from Closterium sp. Naga37s-1, 885 nucleotides. Lineage: Eukaryota; Viridiplantae; Streptophyta; Zygnematophyceae; Desmidiales; Closteriaceae. The record is from the annotation of a GenBank genome assembly.